Molecule: messenger RNA, 2040 nt
Organism: Venturia canescens
Lineage: Eukaryota; Metazoa; Arthropoda; Insecta; Hymenoptera; Ichneumonidae
Exons: 5
Coding region: 204-1673 (489 amino acids)
Source: RefSeq, a predicted model, not a curated record
GGCUCGUGCCACCUUCGCCAGGAACACAAACGGAACCGAGCGUCCCUCGUGAAUACCGAAACGAGGAGUCCUAGAGCCCUGCCAAAUAGGAAGUUCCUAGGCGAGUACUGGUCUCCAGCAGCGCUAAAACUGCACUCAAGCCGCACGCAGGACUCACGAGGGACAGUUAUCGACGAUCAAUAUCGAAGACCUAAAUUAUCAACAUGAAUCGGCUGAUCGUUGUGUUCGCUUUCGUAGCAGUAGCAAACGCCGGAUACCUCGGUUCCCCGGACUACGCUGAGGGCGCUGGUGCCGCUUACCAUCAACCGGCCUACCAGCAGCCCCAGAAGUUCGCGCCCCCCGCGCCGGUUGGGCACGACGGGAACGUGAUCGACACCCCGGAAGUGGCCCAAGCGAAGGCAGCUCACUUCGCUGAAUUCGCGCGUGCCGCGGCCCGCGCCGCGGAAGAGAAGGCCCAGCAGGGAGCUCCCAGCUACGAAGGUCACCAAGCGGCCUACGCUUAUCGUCCACAAGCCCAGCCGACGCCAGCGGCGUAUCCGGUUCGCCAGGCUUACGCCUCGCCCGCUCCAGUUUACGCGAGCGCUGGUCCCGUUGGGCCUUCCGCACCGGGCCACUACCAACCGGCUUACCAGGCUCCCAAGCACUACGAACAACCGAGACCGGCGAGUUACCCCAGCAAAGUACCCUUCCAGCCAGCUCCCCUCGCCGAGGAUGGAACCGUCGUCGACACACCGGAAGUAGCCGCUCUUAAGGCCGCGCGUCUCGCUGAGCUCGCCGACGCCGAGGCCAGGGCUUACAAAUCCGGUCCCGAGGAAUACGAGGGUCAAGCUUAUGCAGGUCACCAGGCUGCUCCAGCCAGCGGUCACUACGGUGCAGCCCGCAGCUUCGCACCUCAACAGCACGCAGGACUUUCGGCUUUCGCGUCCUCCCACCAAGCUUACCCGGGUCAAGGCUCGCCCUACGGAAAAGCUUACCAACCAGCCCCUCAGGCUUACCAGCCGCAUGGUUAUCAAUCCCUGAUCAUCCCAACGCUACUCGCCACCGGCGCAGCGGCCGAACACCAUUGGCUAGAAAGUGGCGAGCGCUACGGCUAUCAAGGACCCCCGGCGCCCUUAAGCAGCGAUGGAAGGGUCGUGGACACGCCGGAAGUGGCCCAUGCCAAGGCCGCCCAUCUCGCCACACACGCGGAGGUAAUCGCCAGCAUGGAGCACGACGCUCACAAUGAAGUUUGGGAGGAACCAAAUGAUGUUAAAUACGCAGGACAUCCGCACGUGAUUCCGCAGCAUUACCACGGACCACCCGCGCCCCUGGGACACGAUGGACGAGUCAUCGAUACUACCGAGGUAGCCCAAGCGAAAGCUGCCCACUUAGCGGCCCACGCACAAGCCGCGGCAAAAGCAACGGCCGAGUACGAUUACCACGGACUGCACAACGAGAUUUGGGACGAUCGAGGCAGCCAGCAUCCCGACGCGAACAAUCAUUAUUCCGGUCCAGUCGCUUACGUCCAUCAUCACUCGCCAGUGGUAUACAAAGGUCCACCAGCUCCCCUCGCGCCGGAUGGUCGAGUUCUAGACACACCGGAAGUGGCCAAAGCGAAAGAAGCUCACCUUCGGGCUCACGCGUACGCCGCAGCGCUCAACGCUCAUCGAGAUUCCCAGCUUUUCUACCAUUGACGAAUCAACUAAUCCCACGAAUCAGCACACUCGGAUUGACCUCUGAAAACGUAUCGCCCCCGUCACACAAACUUUCGUUUUAAAUAACUGACCAAUAAUGUACCUCGAAUGUAUAUAACAUUGACAUUUAUUGUAUAGCGAAUGGACAUCAAGGCAAAAGUGGUUCGUACGAUCCGUCUAGAUUUAUUGUGAUAACGAGAACAACGAACCAACUGGAAUGUGCGGAAACUGAUGUGCGAAAGUCCGAUUAAAAUAAUUUUAUACAUCGACUAGCUUUGCCCGCACGGACUUCGCCCUGUGCACCUCAGUUUUGCAAUGUCAAACACAAUUUACAGGUUUUUCUUUCAAUAAAAUACUCAAAAGGAAA